Messenger RNA from Nasonia vitripennis (jewel wasp), 3656 nucleotides. RefSeq names its product fibroblast growth factor receptor homolog 1. Gene Ontology annotation, cellular component: signaling receptor complex; membrane. The record is from RefSeq and is a predicted model, not a curated record. The transcript has 11 exons. Lineage: Eukaryota; Metazoa; Arthropoda; Insecta; Hymenoptera; Pteromalidae. Gene Ontology annotation, molecular function: fibroblast growth factor receptor activity; ATP binding. Gene Ontology annotation, biological process: positive regulation of cell population proliferation; multicellular organism development; positive regulation of kinase activity. The coding region runs from base 687 to 3170 and encodes 827 amino acids.
AAGCUCGGCGGCGAGUCGAGCGCAGUAAGCAGUUCGCCCGUUCGCCGGCACUUGGCGGCUCUCGGCCUCUCGCUCGGCAGUUUGCGUCUCCUCCUCGCCCGUAGCGGUGUGGCUCCCAGCACGACACGACUAUAUGCGCACGCACGCUCGCGAGAGCUUGCGAGGAAAGCCCGUGCAGUGUUCAGUGACUGUUCUCCGUCGAUCGCAAAAGUGCGCGUGAAUAUCGAAGAAGGAGUAGAAGCAGUGAAGUAAAAAAGCAGCGUCGGGAGGGAGAGUCGCUGCCGCCGCUGCUGCUGCUGCUGCUGCUGCUGCUGCUGCACGAGGCCUGAAAUAACAGCGAGCAUAACUGCAGGCAUACGCGGAGUGAAUCAGCCCCGGCGCGGGAAGGAGAGAGGACAACGAUGUGGCCGUGGCCCGCCGCGAUCGGCCGGAACAGCGCAACGACGACGACGACGACGACGACGACGACGACGAGCACGCAGGCAUUGUUAGCGAGGCAUUAGAAAAGGAAGGUUAACGAGCGCGCCAGUGGUCUAGAUUAACUGCGCGGAGGAGAAACCCGAGAGCCGAGCUUUUUCGCCCGCAGGCCUGCCCCGAGAGGAGGACCUUUCGCAGAAAUUGCCAUCUGACAGCACAUUCAUGUCGCAGACGCAGUGAAGGCGCGUCGCGACCAUCACCAGUCCAGGAUGCCAACGAGGUGCGCUCUGCUCCUGGGAUUACUCUUCUUCGCACUAUUCGCUCUCCACGAUGCGCUGGCGCGACACGUGCAGAUCCGACUCGUGGAGGAGCUCGGCGAGAACGUAACGGCGUCGAGCGGCGACCGAGUGAGCCUGCUAUGCAACCCCGACCGGGCGACGAGCGGCUCGGGCGUCUCCUGGUACAAGGACGACAAGCCGCUCCAGUCGUCGACGUCCCGAGUCCGAGCGCAGCGUCAGCGCAUCCGCCUGAAGCCGGCCAAGCCCGAGGACAGCGGCUUCUACGGCUGCCUCGUCGACCAGGUCGGCUGGCGCAACGUGACGCUUAUGGUCGAGCCCGAGCUGAACGAUGGAUUCCACGACGAAAAUAGCGACUACGAGCUAGGCAGAGUCCAAGGCGCCCUCAGGCCCGACGACGAGACCAACGAACUCGAGCUCGCCGAUUCCAGAGUUAUGCCGGAAACGCGAGCGCUGCACCUCGAGCCGCCGGAAGCGGAGAUGCCGAGCAACGCGACGCCGAUGCCGCCGAGAUUCAAGGAGGAGCUGACGCCCUCGGAGCUCAUACCGGCGGGCAACACGCUCAAGCUCAAGUGCCCGGCGACGGGCUACCCCCAGCCCAACAUCACCUGGUUCAAAGACGGCGAGCAGCAGAGCAACAACAAGCGGCUCCUCACCAACAAGUGGACCCUCAGGCUCGAGGGGCUCAACAUCAUACAGGACGGCGGCAACUACACCUGCCUCCUCUGCAACCCGCUCGGCUGCAUCAAUCACACCUUCGCCAUCAACGUCGUGGAAAGCAUACAGGCGAGGCCGAUCAUGACGCAGACGCCGGCGAACGUGACGGUGCCGAUCGGCAGCAACGUCAAUUUCACCUGUGUCGCGCUCUCGCAGACGCACAGGCACCAAGAGUGGUAUCACGGGUACCACACGUUUUUCGACACCCUCAACAAGACCAAUGAUAGCUCGAGGGUCGAGGUCAAGACGGAGGGCGAGUGGAACCCUGAGGUGCUGGAGAUCCGCAACGUCACGGAGAAGGACGAGGGCUGGUACACCUGCAUCGUGCAGAACGCGAUGGGCUACGCGUUCAGUCAGGCGUACCUGCGCGUCGUCGAGUCCCUGGAGGAGCAGGGAAAGCCGCUGACGGCCCGACCGCACCCGGUCCUGGUGAACGUGCUCGUCGCGGUCCUCUUCAUCUUCUUCGCGGUGGGCAUCGUCGUGGUGAUCUACAGCUACCACCGGCUCAAGCGCGAGAAGAUGAAGAAGCUGCUGGCCAUCGAGACGGCUCGCGCGGCGGUGGUCACCCAGUGGACGAAGAAGGUCAUCGUGGAGAAGCAGAACCUGGUGAACGCCCAGAACGUCCAGGAGUCGCUGCUCAUGCCGGUCGUCAAGAUCGAGAAGCAAAAGUCCGCCGUGACCGUCGAGGAGAACAGCGGCUCCGGCAGCAUAUCCGAGUACGAGCUGCCGCUGGACAGCGCCUGGGAGCUGCCCAGGGAGCAGCUGGUCCUGGGGAACACGCUCGGCGAGGGCGCCUUCGGCAAAGUCGUCAAGGCCACCACCAACUCGGGCAAGCUCGGCGUCUCGACCAUCGUCGCCGUCAAGAUGCUCAAAGAGGGCCACACCGACUCCGAGAUGAUGGACCUCGUCUCCGAGAUGGAGAUGAUGAAGAUAAUCGGCAAGCACAUGAACAUCAUCAACCUCCUCGGGGCGUGCACCCAGGGCGGGCCGCUCUACGUGGUGGUGGAGUUCGCGCCCCACGGCAACCUGCGCGACUUUCUGCGCGAGCACCGCAGCUCCUCGGGCUACGAGUCGGCGCUGGGCCAGCACUCGGACAAGGACAAGAAGACGCUCACCCAGAAGGACCUCGUCUCCUUCGCGUACCAGGUCGCCCGGGGCAUGGAGUACCUCGCCAGCCGGCGCUGCAUCCAUCGGGACCUCGCCGCGAGGAACGUGCUCGUCAGCGACGAGUACGUCCUCAAGAUCGCGGACUUUGGCCUAGCCAGGGACAUCCACUGUCACGACUACUACAGAAAAACCACCGAUGGAAGACUGCCCGUCAAGUGGAUGGCGCCCGAGGCCCUCUUCAAGCGCAUCUACACCUCGCAGUCCGACGUCUGGUCCUUUGGAAUACUCUUGUGGGAGAUCAUGACCCUGGGAGGUACUCCCUAUCCGUCCGUGCCGUCCGUCGAGAAGCUCUUCCAGCUGCUCAAGACGGGCUUCCGAAUGGAAAAGCCGCCGUGCUGCUGCGUCGAAAUAUACCUGUUGAUGAGAGAGUGCUGGAGCUACCAACCCGAGGACAGACCGAUGUUUUCAGAUCUAGUCGAAUUCCUCGACAGGAUACUCACCAUAACAGCCAACGAAGAAUACCUGGACCUAGGACUGCCGCCCCUGGACACGCCACCGUCGAGUCAAGAAUCGAGCGACGCGGAGAACAACGAUGCCGAGGAUCAAUUUCCCUUCCAACGAAAUCUGCUGUAAAAUUCUGAAACGAAAGCGAGAAGAACUAACGAAGAGCUGGUUAGCCGUCAUUGGCUGGCAAUACGAUUAUUCACUGAACCCAGUGUAACGAAGGCGCAUUGCUCAUGGUGAACUGUAUACGAAUACAACAUGUGGGUGCGACUAAAAGAACAUUGUUUAUACAGUAUUUUGUGCAAACAAGUGUUGAUUUCGGUACCGAUCGCGAGCACAGCAAACGCAGCUGCUUCGCUGCAACGAUUAUUUUAUGAUUAUAUUUUAUAAUUAUAUACGUAAGGUAUCCUAAUGCUGAGAUGGACUACGUAAAUGUAAUCUCGGUAUUUAUUUGUAAAUUUUGUGCAGGAGAUGUAUUAAAUAUUCUGAUGGAGUGCGAGUGUUUGAACUGUAGAACUAUGCGCGGAUAUAAAAUGCCUCCAUUUCGAACGCAGUCAAAUUGUAAAAUUAUUUUAUUCGAUUAAAAAUGUAUUUAAUAUAUUAUUAUUAUUAUUA